AUGCUCGGCGCCGCCGACGGGCUGGAGGGCGUCGGCUGGCCCCUAUCACCGUACUGCCGGGCCCACGCGUGCGGCCAGGAGGCGUGCGGCGAGAGGACCGCGGGGGCCUCGGGCUUCUGCCAGGCGCACGCGAGGUGUCGGCGGCCGGGUUGCGCGAACGGCGUCGACGCCCGCGCGCCGGACCCGACGUUGUGCGAGGAGCACAACCGCAACGGGCCUGGCCGGACGGUGCGGAGGGGGGUGUUGAACCUGGAGCCGUUCGGGUACGGGGGUGGUGGCGGCGGCGGCGGCGGCGGUGGUGGUGGAUGGCCUGGACUUGGGAACUGGGGGAUCAACGCUACAUUGUAA
Molecule: messenger RNA, 348 nt
Organism: Colletotrichum graminicola M1.001
Lineage: Eukaryota; Fungi; Ascomycota; Sordariomycetes; Glomerellales; Glomerellaceae
Exons: 1
Coding region: 1-348 (115 amino acids)
Source: RefSeq, a predicted model, not a curated record